AUGGUAGCCGAUCAAAAUCAUUCAUCUGAUAGUACGCCCACCGAGCAGGAAGUUAUCAGGCGUACAGAGAAAAUAGCCAAGUUAUUAGGAACAGAUAAGCAGAAUGCGGAGGUAUAUAUUACGCUUUCUGACGAAAAUAGGGUGCUAAAGAAACAGUUGGAAGAAUAUCAUUCCCAACAUAACACUUUAGAAAGGAGGGUAAAAAGGUUAGAAAGGGAUGUAAAAUAUCUGGACGAAUGUGUAGAUAGGGGAGAUGUGGUCGACUUAAUUCAUGAAAUAGUUCCCUCGCUAAUUAGUAAAAAAGGGCCGAAAGGUGAUGUGCAUAAGGAUUCCUACUAUUCGUCUGAGUCUUCCGAAGAUUCCGAUUCGGUUGAGAUAAUUGAGUAUAAUUGCUCUAUUAGCAAAAUGUCAGAUGACGCAGAUGAAGGCUACAAUGAAUUUAUCAAAGAAUAUGGAUCGAGGUAUGAAUGGGAUAAUGAAGGUAAUCCUGAAUUUAUACCAGAGUGGCAAGACUGGGAAGAUCUAUUUUGCGAAAUCAAAAUUUAUUGGAAGACAAAGACAGUCAGGCAUUGGGGGGAGAAAAUACUUAAACGAUUUGUAUAUAGUCUGCCUGGUGUAAGAAAUCCAACAUCAAUACUCCAUACAUUUACACAAUCUGAUGCUUUUUAUCUUCCGCAAAUUUUGAGCCUAAUAGAAUUGCCAUAUAGUGCUGAGGAACUUCGAGAGGAAAUAUGGCCGGAUGGUAUUGAUAAAAAUGAGAUUAAGGUAGAUGAUGCAGAUGAAGUAGAUAAGUUCCGGUAUGGGUUAUUGCUUCAAGGUGAAGACUCAAUAGUGGAUUAUUACUCGAAGAUAAAGAGAUGUAAUGAUGUUAUCAAGCUCUGUAAAAAUCAUCUUAGAGAAAUAUUCCAUAAAGGAUUGUCAUCAGAAAGUCAAAGGUAUAUCGAAAGAUUUGGAUGUUAUUAUGAUCACGAUCUUGAUCCUGAUAAAAUGGUAGAAAUGCUUAUUCAAGCUGAAAAGGAAAAUGUGCCUGAUUUUAUUACUGCAUUUAGUGAUUGUCUUAGACAGCAAGAUAUAAAGCAUGUAGGAAGGAGUAUGUGGAAGUUCAGCCAACUUUCCGCAAAAAAAUUUAAGGAAAUUCGCUACACAAUGACCGAUAACAAUGAUAGGGAUGGUAUUGAUAUCACUCUCAAUUGUCUUAUCGUUCCCAUAGGGAACCUCUUCGAUCUUCCAAGCAACCAAGUAGCUCAAGAAAUUACAAUCAACACAGGUCGAACGGUUGGCGGACUUGAAAUUGCAAUUCGUAACCGGUUAAACCAGUUAGGCCUGUUGGGGGUACAAUUUUCUAAUCUUUCUCUAAGAAUUCGUCAGAUCCAUCCCGGAACAGUUAGCGAAAGACCAAUGAACUCUCAAGCCUAUAUUUCUUCUUUUUUUAAUGAUCAAUUCCAACCUCGAGCGGGUCACUUCCAUGUCACCGUAUAUUCUCCAUAA
Messenger RNA from Rhizophagus irregularis DAOM 181602=DAOM 197198, 1488 nucleotides. Lineage: Eukaryota; Fungi; Glomeromycota; Glomeromycetes; Glomerales; Glomeraceae. The record is from RefSeq and is a predicted model, not a curated record.